This is a messenger RNA of Oncorhynchus gorbuscha (pink salmon), 4851 nucleotides long. Its product is annotated as TBC1 domain family member 22B-like. NCBI's taxonomy places the organism in Eukaryota, Metazoa, Chordata, Actinopteri, Salmoniformes, Salmonidae. Bases 184 to 930 code for a protein of 248 amino acids. The transcript has 6 exons. Gene Ontology annotation, molecular function: GTPase activator activity. Gene Ontology annotation, biological process: activation of GTPase activity. The record is from RefSeq and is a predicted model, not a curated record.
UAUUCACUGUUGUUUUACAUUGAUUUGUCUUCUGUAGCGUGUCUGUUCCUCUUUAGGCAUAUCGUCAAUGGCUAGAUUGACUAUUGGCCUUAAUUUGACUUUGACUAGCACAUCAAAACAAACAAGCAAGCUUACUUAUUGUACUCAAUUUACAAAUACUCUUUAAACAAAAGCUUGUGCAUAAUGAUUCUAGAAGUAGCUUCCAUGUUCCUCCUAUGUACUGUGCUCUAUACACAGUGUGUGUGUGUGCUGACUGUGUUCCAUCCGUCUGUCCGUCAGAUCUUUGAGCGUAUCCUGUUCAUCUGGGCGAUCCGCCACCCGGCCAGCGGCUACGUGCAGGGCAUCAACGACCUCGUCACGCCUUUCUUCGUUGUCUACGUCUUUGAGUACAUCAAGGAGGAGGUGGAGAACUUUGACGUGUCCAGCUUGCAGGAGGCGGCUUUGCGAAACAUCGAGGCUGACAGUUUCUGGUGCAUGAGCAAAUUGUUGGACGGCAUUCAGGACAACUACACAUUUGCCCAGCCGGGGAUCCAAAGGAAAGUCAAGGCUCUGGAGGAGUUGGUCAGCAGGAUCGAUGAAACGGUGCACGUCCACAUGCAGCAGUAUGAAGUGGAGUAUCUCCAGUUUGCCUUCCGUUGGAUGAACAACCUGCUGAUGAGAGAGCUGCCGUUACGCUGCACGAUACGCCUCUGGGACACAUACCAGGCUGAACCUGAGGGAUUCUCUCACUUCCAUCUCUACGUGUGUGCUGCUUUCCUGGUACGAUGGAGGAAAGAGAUUCUGGACGAGAGAGAUUUCCAGGGUCUGAUGAUUCUGCUGCAGAACCUACCCACCAUGCACUGGGGCAACGAGGAGGUCAGCGUGCUCCUGGCUGAGGCCUACAGGUUGAAGUUUGCCUUCGCUGAUGCCCCCAACCACUACAAGAGAUGAGUGUGGGCCCCUGACAGCUAGCUACUUGAACCCCUGACAGAGGCCCCCUGGCGGACAGAUGGAUGGAUGGAACCCCUCCUUGACUUUCUUGUCCCUCUGCAGUCCACAACCGUUGCUUACUCGUAGAUGAAAACAAAAACGUUUGCGUCACAAAUGGCGCCCUAUUCUCUACAAGAUGCAUUAUUUUUGACCAGAACCCCAGGUAGAGCACUAUGUAGGGAAUAGGGGGCCAUUUGGGAAGCCAUUGCUUCUUGGUAUGUGUGUACCGUUCUAACCGACUGUUCUUCUUGACUCCUCUUCUCUUUGUUCUUAACCAUGAAAUUACAUUUGUGCAACACUCCAACAACAUCAAUGCCUGUCCCAUCGAAGUAGACCCCAACCACAACAGACCUCCAGUCAGUGUGGUAGUGGAGAUCUAGCUGCAGACACAUGAAUGACUGUUCUAGACUGUCCUGUACUGUUUGUCCGUGACUGGCCACCGUCCCCAAGGAACUCAGACCUUCUCCUAGAGGCCCAGUCACAUUGAGUGGAUCUCCACAGCAGGCGCAACAUGUCCCGAGACCUAAUGAAUGAAUUGUCUGAACGAACCGUGUGUGUGUGUGGGUGUGGGGAGGGGGGGGGGGGGGGGCAGAGAGAGGUCUUUUUGUACUUGGUUGAUAUGUCACUUUUAAUUCCUAAGGAAACUGAGGACACAUGUCGUCAUUCCUAGCUGGCAUCGAGCUCUUCUUUCGUGUCAGUGCUUUCAGUUCAAAACAAGCAGUCAAUCCCCCAGAGACAAGUAGGUUUUUGUUCAAAACAGAAACACAUUCACUUAAAAGUGAAUAAUUAGAUAAGGAAAUAUCUUAUUGUUAUGAAUGAUUUCGUUCUGACUCUGACAUGCUGGGCUGGAUCUAAUGAUGUGUCUAACAACACUCGCUGAACUAUAUUAUGUAAGAUAUGGAAUAUUUGCCGGUUGGCUGAGGGAGGGACGAGUGUCGCGUGACUCUCCCUGACAUACGAUCAUCUCUGAACCUAGGACUCACUACCUAAUUGGUACUGCACCGUGCAGUGGUGAGCAGUCACCUUUUAGGCCAGGAGAUUUUCUAGUGUGGUCACAUGGCCAGAAAACUCGUACCCGUAUACGGGUUGGUAAUGGCAGAUUUGGGCAGUGGCUGUACAGUAACAUGUCAGCACUGUAUGGGUUUUGACUGACGGACAUUCUGAACUUGAGCACCUUGCGCGACCUUGUUGCAAAUGUGAAUGUGUUUUCAGUCAAUUUACCUGGUAAAAUAAAAACCAAAAAAAUAUAUAUAUAUAUAUAUAUAUUUUUGUCUUGAGUGAGGGAAUUGCUGUACAUUUUGAAAGAUGAGAAAUACCGCUUUAAUGUCAUAAUCUUGCCAAACACCCGUGAGUCCAAAAUGUGCACUUCACACUUCCAUAUCAUAAAACUAAUGUCAUACACAGUGUCAACAUUUCUGAUCACUAUGUUUGAUAUACAGUUACAAGAUGAUGUGGCGUCAUACACGGGGUUGUUCUGAACCGAAUGAGCCUAAUAUUUGUCUGUUCUGAAGAAAAUUUGCCGCGGCACACGCACCUGAAUGCACUCAAGACUCCGUUCUAUGUGCACCAGGAUUAUACAUUGCAUUCUGAAAGCAGGUAACAUCGUGUUUUAUAACUUAGCUAGUCAUUUUGGCAAUAGAACAAGCUUUCAAAUGACCCAAAUGGACCGUUUUUGGAUUGCGUUAACAACCAUAGUAAUUGUGUGAUGAUGGGGAUGCAGGGUUGUGUUCCAAACAAACCAAAUACAAGUGUAUUUGUGCUAGUUUCUCAGCGGCACAGCUAGGAGAGCUCAUGAAAAGGCACCUUAUAGUUGAAGACUCUUCUUUGAGUCAUUAAAGUGCUUUGAAAUAACCUAGGAACUAUGCACACUUUGGGGAGGUACAUGGCCACAAGGAGACACCAGUUCGUCCUCUCGCUCAAACCCUUGUCAUUUUUUUUGUCUUGUGUUGCACCUACCACACAUUUUCCAGGAAUGUACUUAUGUUACUGAAUAUAUCCAGAGUAUUUUCGGAUUUUAUCAACAAAUGCAGUGAAAGUACAGUAAAUGUAGAAUGCACAUCAAAUCAAGUGUAAAAUUUUUCCCAUAAUCUCCGAACUGUUCCCUUUCAACUGCUACCAUGGUUAUGCAUAUGCUUUUCAUAUUUCUUCUCUAAGAAACAUUUCAUGUUAGCCGUAUCCAUAUAGUCAAAUUUCCAUGCGUGUACAAAAUACUCCUCAAAACCCAGAAGUAGUUUUGUGGUCAGAAUAAACUCCUGGACGACGACUAUUUGUAACUGGUCAUAGCCCAGAACUAGGGCCCAUUCAGUUAUUCAGUCUAUUCAGCCCAGAACUAGGGCCCAUUCAGUUAUUCAGUCUAUUCAGCCCAGAACUAGGGCCCAUUCAGUUAUUCAGUCUAUUCAGCCCAGAACUAGGGCCCAUUCAGUUAUUCAGUCUAUUCAGGAACACUGACUGGGGAUGUUAGGGUGGAAUACGUUCUCCAUUUGCCUUCUUUUGACUGCUUAGAGUUUUUAUUUGACGUACCAAAUUAUGUGAUUAGUUUGUUUUUGCCUGGUGUAGAGCCCUCAAACACAACUCUGGACUCAACCCAGUUCCACUCCUAUUUUUCAUUGUUCCCCUCUAAUCAGGGACUGAUUUAAUCCUGGGACAACAGGUGGGUGCAAUUAAUUAUCAGGUAGAACAGAAAACCAACAGGCUCCGGCCCGCGAGGGUUAAGAGUUGUUAUACCCCUUGCGUAGAGGGUGGAUAUACGAUGUAAAUUAGACGUUGAAAUUAUAUUAUGUACCACUUUUAUCGUCAAAAACAUCCUGCCAGGUAACGAUGAAGACCAAUAAUUGUUGCAUGAACUCCUCAAUGAUGUGUGUGUUUAUGUGGGUUGGGAGUGUGUGUAUAGAUGGGGCAGCUUAAUACUCUGUAUUUGAACCUCCUCAACUUCUUUUGAUCAUGUCGGUAAUGGUGUUGCGCUCCAUGUCAGCUCCGGGCCCAAUUUCCUAUUCUCACGUUGAUUAGAAACUUUUUUUAAACUGCACUUGAUAAAAGUCCAUUUUCUUCCCUUUUUUUGUACGAAAUAUAUUAUUUGGAAUCAGCUUUAAAAGAAACAAAUGUCUUUCUCUCCCUUUUUUUAUAUAUAUACUGUUUACAUGAGCCUAUUAAGUUGUGCCUAAUGUAGAGAUAGCAGAUGAUCAUCAUAGAUAUUUAUUUUACCUUAAUUUAAGCUCUGCAAAUGAAACGAGAACGUUUAUUCAGUUGAUGCUCUCACACUCGGUGUUUGCUAAGCCAUGACAGUAUCUGCAUCCAAAAUGGCCCCCUAUUCCAUAUAUAGUGCACUACUUUCGACCAGAUCCCUAUGAGCCCUGGUCAAAUUAGUGCCCGGUAUAGGGAAUAGGGUGCCAUUUGGGACGCAACCGAUGAGUCCACAGAAUCACAUCUGUAAGUCUAGCAGCUGCCUUCUCUGGUGUCCUUAUGCGUUUCAACUUGGUUUGAUGUACCGAACAACCCUUACACACACCUUCGGUGUUGCCAUGGUUACGGUGGCGACCAGGUGUCCGUCCGCUGGCUGGAGGCCUCGGACACACACACACUGGACGUUGCAGUCAGCAUCUCAUGGGGCAUGACCUAACAUGUUUGGUCUGCCUCCUAAAACAUUUUUUGGGGGGGUUGUAUUUUACUGUUGCUCGGUUUCUUUUCAGAGAUUCAAAUGUUUCUGACCAAACUACGACUGGUCCUCUUUCCCUUAUGACUUCUUACUAAGACAUGUGAAAGUGUGAAUCUCAUGCAGUGGAGAGUGAUCGUGAUUUUCUUUUUUUAAAUACGUGUACAGAGAAUGAAUUUUGAAACAAAGAUCUGUAAAUAGAAAAGUGUAAAUAAAUGCUAUAUAUGACCAAA